UACAUCUUUAUCAGAAAGUGAAUCACUGUUUGGUUACAUAUUAACAGGCAUUUAUUAGAGGUUAGCACUAUGUUGGCAGAAUCCUGCUAAUAUAGUUGAACAGAGUACAGUAAGCCACAGUAAACGUCUGGAUUUAGACAUGAUGGGGGUCUCCCUUCAGUUUCAGCUUUUAACACUUAUUCACAUUCUGCUAUGCUGCGAAAGUUUGAAAAUGGAGUUUGCUAUCCAGCACACCUGGGACAGCAGCCCUGUGGAUCAUGAUCCAAUCAGGAUUUCCUUCUCUGAUGGGAAAUCUGGGAUGCGAAUGGAGGUGUCUGGAACAUUUUUCAACGACCCAGCAGCUCCUCCAGGUGAACCCGGUAUCGCUUUCCCUGGACUUUGGAAUUAUGAAGUUGUGGAGUCCUUCUUCCUUGACAGCACAAAAGAAAAUUACUUGGAGGUGGAGCUUUGUCCGUAA
Molecule: messenger RNA, 457 nt
Organism: Cyprinodon variegatus (sheepshead minnow)
Lineage: Eukaryota; Metazoa; Chordata; Actinopteri; Cyprinodontiformes; Cyprinodontidae
Product: UPF0462 protein C4orf33 homolog
Exons: 3
Coding region: 140-457 (105 amino acids)
Source: RefSeq, a predicted model, not a curated record